This is a messenger RNA of Nerophis lumbriciformis (worm pipefish), 2896 nucleotides long. Lineage: Eukaryota; Metazoa; Chordata; Actinopteri; Syngnathiformes; Syngnathidae. The record is from RefSeq and is a predicted model, not a curated record.
CCGGAGAAAUUUCACAUUUACGAUCUUAUAGAUUCAAAAAUAGCAUCAAAUUCCUUUAGCUAUUCGCCUUUUCUUAAGCCCACCGAACGGACUUUGAGUGUGGAGCGAUGGCGUGUUAUGUGAAGUGAAGAUUGAAGACGUGAUAGAAGAUGGACGACUACUGCUAUGCUAAGAUGGCGACGUCCGCUAAAAGAGAAGAUGAAAGAGAAUCAACUUCCAGCAAAUCACCAACGGAGAUAAAGACGAAAGAUGAAGACGUCCAGCAGCUGAUUGGUAAUCCAGAAGACGUUUCCCCUCAGUUAGGGGGGAGCUCCACUUUGAAGCAGGAGACUCCACAACCACCCUGCAUUAAAAAGGAAGAGGAGGAACUCUGCAUCACUCAGGAGGGAGAGUGUCUUCUAGGACGAGAGGAAGCUGAUUACACCAAGUUUCCACUGAAUGUUAUCUUUGUGAAGACUGAAGAUGAUGAAGAGAAACCACAAGGCGAAGACGAGGUUGAAGAACCUUUGAGCAGCGAUAAAGACUGUGAAGACCUCCAGCAGCUGAUCGGUAAUCCAGAAGAAGUUUCCCCUCAGUUAGGGGGGAGCUCCACUUUGAAGCAGGAGACUCCACAACCACCCUGCAUUAAAAAGGAAGAGGAGGAACUCUGCAUCACUCAGGAGGGAGAGUGUCUUCUAGGACGAGAGGAAGCUGAUUACACCAAGUUUCCACUGAGUAUUCUCUCUCUGAAGACUGAAAAUGUUGAAGAGAAACCACAAGUAGACAACCUCUUAGCUCCACUAUCAGAUAGUGAGGCUGAAGACGAGGUUGAAGAACCUUUGAGCAGCGAUAAAGACUGUGAAGGUGAUAUGAGGACUCACACUGACAACAAACACUCUGAAUGCUCUUCAAAGAAGAGAGGUCAAUCAUGUUUGAACUGCUCAGUUUGUGCUAAAAGUUUUACAAGAAAGAGCAAUUUGGCUCAACAUAUGAGAACACACACAGGUGAAAAACCAUUUAAUUGUUCAGUUUGUGGAAAAAGCUUUUCUCAAAAUUGCACUUUGACUGCACAUAUGAAAACACACACGGGUGAAAAACCAUUUGAAUGUUUAGUUUGUGGCAAAAGCUUUGCUCUAAAUAGCCGUUUGACUCAACACAUGAGAACACACAUAGGUGAAAAAACAUGUUAUUGUUCAGUUUGUGGUAAAAGCUUUAAUCAAAAUAGCAGUUUGACUCAACACAUGAAAACACACACAGGUGAGAAACCAUUUAAAUGUUUAGUUUGUGGCAAAAGCUUUCCUCUAAAUUGCCGUUUGACUCAACACAUGAGAACACACACGGGUGAAAAAACGUUUAAUUGUUCAUUUUGUGGAAAAAGCUUUUCUCAAAAUAGUGAUUUGACUGAACACAUGAGAACACACACAGGUGAAAAACCUUUUAAUUGUUCAGUUUGUGGAAAAAGCUUUUCUCAAAAUAGGUCUUUGACUAAACACAUGAAAACACACACAGGUGAAAAAACAUUUAUUUGUUCAGUUUGUGGCAAAGGCUUUUCUCAAAAUGUCCAUUUAACUCAACACAUGACAACACACACAGGUGAAAAAACAUUUAAUUGUUCAGUUUGUGGCAAAAGCUUUUCUCACAAUUGCAAUUUGACUCAACACAUGAGAACACACACAGGUGAAAAACCAUUUAAUUGUUCAGUUUGUGGUAAAAGUUUUUAUCGAAAUUGCCGUUUGACUCAACACAUGAAAACACACACAGGUGAGAAACCAUUUAAAUGUUUAGUUUGUGGCAAAAGAUUUUCUCAAAAUUGCCGUUUGACUCUACACAUGAGAACACACACAGGGGAAAAAACAUGUAAUUGUUCAGUUUGUGGCAAAAUAUUUUCUCGAAAUAGCUCUUUGACUGAACACAUGAGAAGACACACAGGUGAAAAACCAUUUAACUGUUUGAUUUGUGGUGAAAACUUUUCUAUUAAGAGCCAUUUGACUGAACACAUGAGAACACACACAGGUGAAAAACCAUUUAGUUGUUCAGUCUGCUGUAAAAGGUUCCCACAUAAUGCAGACGCAGUAAAACACAUGAGAACACACAAGGGAAAAUAACCAAUUAGCUGUUAAGUUUGUGGUAUGUUGCUCAUAUGUGGCGACAUCCACCCUACCCAGGACCUCCUCACUGCUUCUUUCACAAAUAUCUGAGGUAUUCAUACAAACUUGUAUUUUUUGGAGCAUAAUCUUAUCUACUCAUAACCCCAUGUCUUCUCUGUAUCUGAAACCUUCCUGAACAGUAAGAUAGAUGAUGCUUCAAGUGCUUGGUUACUCCUUCUUCAGUCCAGGGACCUGGGGCCUCAUGUGUCAAGUUUGUGUACGCUCAAAAACCUGCACUACACCCUUUUUCACUGCAGAGUUGAGAUGUAUCAAAACUGAUGUUGACGCAUAAAUGAUGCUGGGUAACUGUUUGCAUAACAAACUGCCAACCUUUACUCCUCAGAGUGAUUGAUGUGCAAAUCAGAGACAUAUGAACAAUUAACACCCAAAACCCAACCCCCACCUCCCGCGACAUUCGGGCAUAACAGGUUCAAUCCGGCCCGCGAUACGAGUUUGCGAAUUUAAAAUUUAGUUGCAUUUUUUCAAGAAAGAAACUGCUGUUCUAAUUGUGUCCACUGGAUGUCGCAAUAGUAAUGUUGUUAGGCAAGCAAAUAGUUUAUACUAAGACGAGCAAGUAUACCAAGCAAGAGGUACACGACUCCUCCCCCUCAUCCCAACAGGAGUAAAAUAAGCAAUCAGUAACCCCACUUAAAAUGCAGCAUGAGACACUGCACACUGAUAUAGUUCUGUGAAAAUGAUUGUCUUCUGUGCAAAUGUAAAGAAAGUGAACAGUGUGUGAUUUACUGCAAUACUGUCAGUCUUUGAACUUU